AUGGCGGCCAACUACUGGGAUUCGACUCAGCGGACAUACUGGACUUUCACAAAGGACCAGCUUGAUGAUAUCCGAAACCAACAACAGAAAGACAACCAGGAACUGCACAACAAGUAUCCUUUACCCGAGCCACGUCUUAUGAACAUUUAUAUUCAACAGCAGAUCGUGAAACUUGGUCGAAGAAUGAAUGUCAGACAGCAACCACUUGCCACAGCCCAGGUCUACGUACGGCGGUUCUACACCAAAGUCGACAUUCGAAGGACAAAUCCAUAUCUUGUCAUGACAACAGCUGUAUACGUUGCUUGUAAGGUCGAGGAGUGUCCAAUCCACAUCAGAUUGGUCUUGGCCGAGGCAGCGAGGCAAUGGCCAGAGCUAGGUGUCAACGAUAUCUCCAAGAUUGGUGAAUGCGAAUUUCAUCUCAUCAGUACCAUGUCAGCACGCAUGAUCGUACAUCAUCCGUAUCGGAGUCUCAACGAUCUAGCCCCAGGUCUAAACUUGUCUACCGAAGAGAUGGCCUUGUCCCAGAAUGUCAUCAACGAUCACUACAACACUGACAUGCCUCUGAUGUACCCGCCACAUAUCAUUGCCGUCACAGCCAUGUUCCUCGCCGUCGUCUUACGCCCAACCCAAUCAAAUCUGCAGGCACAUGCUGCCGCAACAAGUGCAUCAGCCUUGCAGAGUGCUCUGCAAAAUCCCAACAAAAUCGCUAAAAUGGUCCAAUGGAUGGCAGAGAGCGAUAUUGACGUCGGGGCCUGUAUGGCUGCUACUCAAGAGUUCAUCAGCCUCUAUGAAGUCUGGGAAAAUUAUGCAGAGAGGACCUGUAAAGACGGCAUUUCGAGAUUUAUGAAGGAGACCCAGAUCGGCAAAUAG
Molecule: messenger RNA, 870 nt
Organism: Aureobasidium melanogenum CBS 110374
Lineage: Eukaryota; Fungi; Ascomycota; Dothideomycetes; Dothideales; Saccotheciaceae
Product: C/H/G cyclin
Exons: 2
Coding region: 1-870 (289 amino acids)
Biological process (GO): positive regulation of transcription by RNA polymerase II
Cellular component (GO): mediator complex; nucleus
Molecular function (GO): cyclin-dependent protein serine/threonine kinase regulator activity
Source: RefSeq, a predicted model, not a curated record